AUGAAGCUCAACCUCCUCGCGCUCCUGCCCUUUGCGGCUGCAGCUGCUCAAGUCGCUAGGGCCGCAGCCACACCCAUUCGUCGCGAUGACUGGCCCCAUGGCCCCUUCUACACCUCCGGCAACCAGAUCAAGAACGCCAACAACGAGUCGGUCAUCUUCGUGGGCACCAACUGGCCGGGAUCGGGGGAGAGUAUGAUCCCGGAAGGCAUCGAGUGGCGCUCGAUCGCCGACAUUGUCAGCAUGAUGAAGUAUGUUGGCUACAACUUUGUGCGUCACACGUAUGCCAUUCAGAUGAUCGACCAGAUCUAUGAGAACAGCGGCACGGACAUCACUGUUCAAUCUGCCCUUCUGUACGCGCUGGGUGAGGAAAACGGAACGAAAACCAUGGAGAUGAUUAACAAGAACAACCCGCAGAUCACCAAUAGCACCACACGGCUCGAGGUGCUCUCGAUGAUCGCCGAGGAGGAGGCGAAGCAAGGCAUCCUGAUGCAUCUGGACAACCACAUCAGCCGCGCCAUCUGGUGCUGCAGCCACGACGACGGCAAUGCGUGGUUCGACGAUAUGGACUUUAACAUCUCCAACUGGCACCGAGGUCACCGAUACAUGGCCAAUUGGGCCAAGAAUCACACCAACAUCGUCUCCAUGUCACUCCGCAAUGAGCUGCGCAAGUCGGCGGUCAAGCAAAAUCUGGAGUACAACUGGAAGACGUGGUGGGGCAACGUGUCGGCCGCUGCGGAGAACAUCCAUGCCACCAACCCCGAUCUGCUCAUUACGAUUAGCGGAUUGGACUACGAUAUCGACCUCUCGGCGCUCACCACCCAAGCUAACCUGCUUACCGCGCCCUACGUCAACACCGACAUGGACUAUCCCGCCGAUGCCUCGUCUCUCCCCGAGGAGUACGCCAAGAUCGAAGAGACGUCGUUCGGAAAGGCAAAGAAGGCGGUGCUGGAGAUCCACGCGUACAAGCAAUCCACCUACUACGAGGACCAUCUUGAAGACUGCGACGCCAUUCAAGCCGGUCUCUAUCGAUUCGGCUUCAACGCCCUGGGCGAGUCCGCCCGUCCUGAAGGGUGCACCAAUUCGACCAAUUUCUCUGAUCCGUACGCCUGUCCUCCUGCAAAGCUCACCCUCCCGACGCUCCUCACCGAGUUUGGUGACGCCCAAGACGCAGGAUUCGCAAAUGUCACCAUGCAAAAAUGCCUGCGCGACUUUACGACCAAGAACAAGAUCGGGUGGGCCCACUGGUCGCUAGCCGGAAGCUAUAGGAUUCGCCAGGGGCUCAUGUUCAACAACGACACGUGGGGACUGACGACGCCUACGUGGGAUGCGUUCCAGAGUCCAGAGACGGUGGAUGACUACUUCCGCCCUUGGAUCAGGGAUAUGGGCACGACCAAUCUCGAGCUGUGA
Messenger RNA from Kalmanozyma brasiliensis GHG001, 1407 nucleotides. Its product is annotated as Glycoside hydrolase, family 5. The record is from RefSeq and is a predicted model, not a curated record. The transcript has a single exon. Lineage: Eukaryota; Fungi; Basidiomycota; Ustilaginomycetes; Ustilaginales. The coding region runs from base 1 to 1407 and encodes 468 amino acids.